Maylandia zebra (zebra mbuna) is the source of this 2037-nucleotide messenger RNA. It is a transcript of the gene cers5, whose product is annotated as ceramide synthase 5. Gene Ontology annotation, cellular component: membrane. Gene Ontology annotation, molecular function: sphingosine N-acyltransferase activity; DNA binding. Gene Ontology annotation, biological process: ceramide biosynthetic process. Lineage: Eukaryota; Metazoa; Chordata; Actinopteri; Cichliformes; Cichlidae. The record is from RefSeq and is a predicted model, not a curated record.
AGCGUAGCUAGUUUUGCGGUAAUUUUAUCACUUUUGCGGUAAAGUUGAGUGUGGCAGUCGGCAUACAGAAGUAGCCCGGUGGGGGGGCAGAGCAGGCAUCCAACAAGUUUCACACAUCUUUUCUUUGAGCCAAGAAAUACUUUGCUCCAAACCGCGCGGGCACAGGGACGCGGGAAAAUAUGGCUGGUCUUUCAGCCUGGUUUUGGAACGAGAGGUUCUGGCUCCCUCACAACGUAACCUGGGCGGAUCUGGAGAACCCAGCUCCCGGGGUGGAGUAUCCUAAAGCCGGACACUUGUUUACCGCCUUACCGCUAGCUUUGGGAAUUUUCGUCGUAAGGAUACUCUUUGAAAGAUUUAUUGCCGGUCCCUGUGCCCGAAGUCUCCACAUUCAUCAGGGUGCUGGAAGAAGAGCUCAGCCCAAUGCAGUGCUGGAAAAAGUGUUUACAUCCAUCACAAAGAAUCCAGACUCUCGCCAUCUGGAUGGCCUGUCCAAGCAGCUGGACUGGGAGGUGCGAAAGGUCCAGCGUUGGUUCAGACACCGCAGGAACCAAGACAAACCCAGUACACACACUAAGUUCUGCGAGAGCAUGUGGAGAUUUACAUUUUAUUUGUGUAUAUUUACAUAUGGGUUCCAGUUUCUGUGGCAGUCCCCUUGGAUGUGGGAUACACGGCAUUGUUGGUACGGUUACCCCUACCAGGCCAUGACUCCAGGUCUUUAUCACUACUAUGUGACAGAACUGGCCUUCUACUGGUCGCUCAUGUUCUCCCAGUUUACCGACAUUAAAAGGAAGGACUUCCUGAUCAUGUUCAUCCAUCACCUCGCUACAGUCAGCCUGAUCAGCUUUUCUUACGUCAACAACAUGGCGCGAGUGGGGAGCCUCGUACUGUGCGUCCACGACGCCUCUGACUUCCUGCUAGAGGCGGCCAAAAUGACAAACUAUGCCAAGUAUCAGCGCUUGUGUGACUUCCUCUUCAUCGUCUUUAGUGUGGCAUUCUUUAUCACACGGCUUGUUAUAUAUCCAAUAUGGGUCCUGAACUCUACUAUGUUUGAGAGCUGGGCCAUAGUCGGGCCGUAUCCGUCCUGGUGGCUCUUCAACGUUUUACUUCUGGUCCUCCAAGUGCUGCAUAUCAUCUGGUCCUACCUCAUAGCCCGUAUAGCCAUCAAAGCCAUCCUGCGAGGCAAGGUGGGCAAUGAUGUCCGCAGCGACAUAGAGAGCAGCUCUGAAGAUGAGUCAGCCUCGCCAACACAAGGCUUCAAGACCUCCCCUCAUCCCUGUAAGGGAGAAAAUGGCACUAAUGGCCACUGUGCUUCUGCCAAAGCCCGAGCUCAGAACCACAACAGCUGGUGACGCGGAGCCUGAAGCCCCCUGCCGUUCAUCCCCUCGCAGUGUCUUAGAGAGCUUUGUCUUCUGACAUUCCUCUGACGCGCAAAGUUCACUCCCACAUUCUCUCUCACACACACACACACACACACACACACACACUACUCUGACAGUGAGUGCACAGAGAUUCAUGUGUUGGUGAACUGAUGAUAGACAGACACUGGGUCGUGUGAUGAGGCGACACGUAAAAGCUGCAAUGAAGUCUGUUGAAGCGAGUGAUUUGCAUAGCCUUGUUUUUACAAAUGUUGGGAUUUAUCCUGUGCUUGAAGAUGUUCUUUGGAUUCAAAGUUCUCUCCCAGUUUUAUUGGUCAGAUGAACUUGUUUGGUUAUUUCUAAGGGUUAAUUCACAACAGACAGCACAGGGCACAGGUGUGUCACUGCAGACGUAGCAACAUUAAUGUAAUAUUACAGCUCUUAAAAGCACGACACCGGCUGUGAGAGACAGUGUGGCUGAACAUAUCUGCCCUUUGCAGUUCAUUGUGAAACGACCCUUUACCGCAAUGUUGUGAGAGAUUUGUUUUAUUGUUUGUUUUGUUUUUUUUUUACUUCCGAGACCAAAACGUUGAUGAAAUUGUUGGAUAUCACUGCCUGUAAAGAAUUCCAGAUAUGAGGAUAAUAAUAAAGGUCUGCAACUCCUACUUUAGUACCUAAAAAA